UUCUCUCCUACUCGCAGUUGUGGUUCUCCAAGUUUCAACAAGUUAUGUGCGCCGCUUGGUCAAAUGGGAUCUGAGGAUAAACUAAUCAGCUGGAUCUGCCGGUUAACGGUUAUUACAGCUUUCUUCUUGAUCGGCUUUAUUAUUGGCUGGUUUGCUCGACCUACAACUGUCAAUCAUGGACACGCAUCGAAAAGCUUCCUGCGCGACUUUCUGGAUGAGAUGAAAGCAGAGAAUAUUAAACAGCAUCUCAGGAAGUUCACCAGGCUUCCACACCUGGCAGGAACGCAGCAGAAUCUGGAUCUGGCGGAGCAGAUCGGAGCCGAGUGGAGGGAGUUUGGGUUGGACUCGGUAGAGCUGGUUCCCUACGACGUGUUGCUGUCAUACCCAAAUAAAACAACACCCAACUACAUCUCAAUAGUGGACCAGCUGGGCAAUGAGGUCUUUAAAACGUCUCUGGCUGAGCCGAUCCCUGAAGGUUAUGAACAUGUUACUGAUAUCGUUCCUCCCUAUAGUGCUUUCUCUGCAAAAGGUCAACCAGAGGAUGAGCUGGUGUAUGUUAACUACGGACGGACGGAGGAUUUCUUUAAGCUGGAGAGAGAGUUGGGAAUAAACUGUACGGGAAAAAUCGUCAUCGCUAGAUAUGGCAAAAUCUUCCGUGGGAACAAGGUGAAGAAUGCCAUGUUAGCGGGGGCUAAAGGGAUCGUGCUGUUCUCGGACCCUGCGGAUUACUGUGCGGACGGCGUUGAGCCGUAUCCCAAAGGCUGGAACCUGCCGGGAGGAGGCGCUCAGAGAGGGAACGUCCUGAACCUGAACGGGGCGGGAGACCCCCUCACACCGGGAUACCCGGCCAAAGAAUACACGUACCGGUCCAGCAUGGAGGACGCCGUGGGGCUUCCCGGGAUUCCAGUGCAUCCCAUUGGAUAUCAUGAUGCGGUUCUCCUGCUGCAGCAUAUGGGUGGACCUCUUCCUCCGGAUAACUGGAAGGGUUCACUCAACAUCUCGUAUCGACUUGGACCGGGAUUCAUGGACGGAUUUAGCCAGAAUAAAGUACGUAUGAACAUCCACACCAACAAUCAGGUGACCCGUAUCUACAACGUGAUUGGCUGGAUCCGAGGAGCCGUGGAGCCAGACCGGUACGUGAUUCUGGGCGGCCAUCGUGACGCUUGGGUUUUCGGAGGGAUUGAUCCCGUGUCAGGAGCCGCUGUGGUGCACGAGAACGUGAGAGCGGCUGGACAACUUAUGAAGAGAGGCUGGAGGCCGAGGAGAACGCUGAUCUUUGCCAGUUGGGAUGCAGAAGAGUUUGGUCUGCUGGGAUCCACAGAAUGGGCUGAGGAUAAAGCCCGAGUCCUGCAGGAGCGAGCCGUGGCCUACAUCAACGCAGACUCUGCUAUCGAGGGUAUGUACACACUGAGGGUCGACUGCACCCCCUCCCUUCACACUCUUGUUUAUGACAUCACCAAGAAGGUUUUGAGUCCAGAGGAUGGAGAGGAGGGCAUGAGUCUGUACGAGAGCUGGCACAAGCGAGACAACUCCACAGACAGAGAUGCGCCAUGGAUCAGUAAACUGGGCUCUGGAAGUGAUUUUGAAGCGUAUUUCAUCAGAUUAGGGAUUGCGUCUGGAAGGGCGAGAUACACCAAAAACCGGAAAACCGAGCGCUACAGCAGUUACCCGGUUUACCACAGCGUGUACGAGACCUAUGAGGUCGUGGAGCGCUUCUACGACCCGAGUUUCCGGCGGCUGGAGGCGGUGGCCCGUGUUCGAGGAGGACUGAUCUUCAGUUUGGCUGAUUCUCUGAUCUUACCUCUGGACUGUAGAGAAUACGCCUCAUCUCUCAGCAAAUACGCUAACAGCAUUCACCAGCUAGCACUGAAGCAUCCUGACGCCAUGCAGCAGUUCGGCAUCUCAUUCGAUUCUCUCUUCUCAGCCGUCGAGAACUUCACAGUCGCAGCGCGAGACUUUCAUCAGCGCCUCGAUCAGCUCGACACUUCUAAUGCCCUGGAUGUGCGGAUGGUGAAUGAUCAGCUGAUGUAUUUAGAGAGAGCUUUCAUUGAUCCGUUGGGUUUGCCUGGAAGACCAUUUUACAGGCAUAUCAUUUUUGCUCCCAGCAGUCACAAUAAAUACGCAGGCGAGUCUUUCCCAGGGAUUUAUGACGCUUUGUUCGACAUUGAGAAUGCGGCGAACCCGCAGAAGGCCUGGGACGAGGUCGAACGCCAAAUCAGCAUCUCUGCCUUCACCGUCAACGCAGCCGCCGGGACGCUAAAGCCGGUCGCCGGAUAGACAGACUUCCUUUAAA
This is a messenger RNA of Pimephales promelas (fathead minnow), 2293 nucleotides long. It is a transcript of the gene naalad2, whose product is annotated as N-acetylated alpha-linked acidic dipeptidase 2. Gene Ontology annotation, molecular function: carboxypeptidase activity. The record is from RefSeq and is a predicted model, not a curated record. NCBI's taxonomy places the organism in Eukaryota, Metazoa, Chordata, Actinopteri, Cypriniformes, Leuciscidae.